AUGCCCAUCGGACACGGUGCGAUGUCGCACAGGUGCAUCAGGCAGGCCUAUCAUCCUAGCGACCUGCCUGCCAGGCCUUGGACCAGCGUAGCCGUCGCACCGGACGAACUGCGCCUCUUCAGCUGCAGCGGAGCAGGCUUGUACCUCAAAGAAGACAAGUCGGCUCCUCAUGCGCGCGGAUUCGUCAUCCUCACCACACAUCGCAUCCUCUUUGUGCCUGCUGCCGAGCUGAAUCCGCACGAUGGCAUCGAGGUGUAUCUGAGGGAUAUCAGGCAGACUGAGCACUACGCUGGAUUCCUCAGCUCGAGCCCCAAAGUAUCGCUUUUGCUCGCUCCGCCUGGCACCUCAACGCACUCCGAGCGUACGCCUUCCGCAGUCGCUGCUCCGCUGCCAAGCGCUUCCACUCGACCAUCGAGCAGCUCGGCGUCCAGACACCUAGCAGCGUCCGCGGCGCAGAAUGACCUGCAGUACGCCUCCGACGGUGAUGCAUGGGUUUGCGCCAUUUGCACCUUUUCAAAUCAAGCCAGCUCGGUGUGUCAGCUGUGCGGCGUACCCAAGCAGAAAGCGUCGGCUCAAGAGAAUGCGGGACGCGCUUCGGCAGCGUCGCGGCCACCUGCGACCACGUCUGGUCCAACAGAUCCUCGCGAUUCCUCAGCCAGCCAUUCAUCUGGAGGCGAUGAGCUGGAGUACAGGUUACCGAGCAGGAAGGUGAGCCCAAAUCGCGGCGGACCUGCCACUGCCACUGCCACUUCGGGGCAAGAAGAAUCACACACCGCGACCGUCAAGAGGCGCUCUAGCAGCAAUAUCUGUCCGAUUUGCACCUUCGCCAAUCAUCCUUACCUUCCCACGUGCGAAUUGUGCGGAGCGCCGCUCUCUUCGACCAGCUCCAAGCUGUCGCUCACAUCAAAAGGCGGGAACAAUGACAGAUGGCAUGGGCAGAAAUCGACCGAGUCAACAUCUGGUGAUGUGAAUGGUUCGGAAUCGCUCAAGAUUGCCUUUAGGGAAGGCAAGGAUAAGACGUUUUACAGUACGCUCAAAGGAGCUCUACGAGCUCGAGCGUGGGAAGAUACGACGGACUCGAGGAUGUCCUUGUUGCAUGAUCUCUCUUCAAUUUCUGAACGGCGAGCAUCUCCGCUCUCUUUGUCCAGUCCGGCCGCGCGCAGUAGUCCGGGCGCACACUCACCUGCUGCGGCUCACGCAUCAUCACCGGAGGGUGCGCGCAGACCCAUCGGGAUAGAUGGGAUCCUCUCCGCAGUGGACGCGCGAGCACAAGCGGACAAUCAAUCGCUCAGCAUUGCCUUUUCGGAUCUGGAAGCGCUAGCCUCUCAAGCUCGGAGGAUGGUGGAUCUUGCAUCUUCCUUGUCGCUCAAGCUGGCCAAGGCCAAAGCGAUCGGCGACGAGUCGGUGAGCGAAGAGACGCAGAGCUUGAUCAGCCAUUCCAUGGUCACGUUGGGAUUGAAGAAUCCGGCACUGCUCAAGACGGAAGCAAAGGAUGAAAAGGAAUUCUUGUUGGGCUUGGCAAAGGAAUUGGCCGGUCUGCUCUUUGGAAUCGGAAGCGCUGCGCGGGACACUUCUUCUCGAGCAAGUCCCAACGCGACUGGAGGUCUGAUGGGCAGGGGCAGGGUUACACAUGCACCGCAAGAAGGGGCAACCCUCGCUGCUACCAGCACACCGGCCACCGACGAUUCGUCCGAGUCGAUUGAUUCGAACUUCACAGGCAUGAUGGGUCUAGACGAAGCGUGGGUGAUUUGGAACAGGGCAAGAGGCGUAGCGCUCAUCUCUCCGGCCACAUUCAGAAAAGUGGUGGACGUGUUGCCCUUGGUGACGAGUCCGAUUAUACGGAUGAGGGUGCUCAGUUCGGGAUUGAGGGUGCUUCAUACGCCUAGAUGGUCCGACGAAUCCUUCCAGAUGAGAAUCAAGAGGUAUUUGUACCCGUUCACAUCGCAACAACAUUCUUCCGCCCAGUCCCUCCCACAGACCAACAACGACGAGACGGAGACGGAGACGGAGACGGAGGCGGAUGCGGAUGCGGAAGCGCCCGAUGUGGAGCGCAAUGUGGUAAUAUCACCGUGGGGCGAUGGACUGUCGACGGCUCAAUUGGCCAAUCUAGAAUCGGCGCCCAUAGCAUUCAUCUCGGAGAUGCUGCAGCUAGCCGAAACGUCCGGUGCGCUACUCAGGGACGAGAACGCAGCGGGAGGCGGCACGAGAUGGUUUGGAAAUUACAUUUUGCACUUUCAGGAGCAGCACCAGGAGCACCAGCAGCAGCAGCAAGGGGCCGAUGAGAUGGGCUUGCGACGAGGAACAGAACGGUUGAGGGUUGUGUGA
This is a messenger RNA of Ceraceosorus bombacis, 2325 nucleotides long. NCBI's taxonomy places the organism in Eukaryota, Fungi, Basidiomycota, Exobasidiomycetes, Ceraceosorales, Ceraceosoraceae. The record is from the annotation of a GenBank genome assembly.